Trematosphaeria pertusa is the source of this 916-nucleotide messenger RNA. RefSeq lists its product as uncharacterized. The record is from RefSeq and is a predicted model, not a curated record. Lineage: Eukaryota; Fungi; Ascomycota; Dothideomycetes; Pleosporales; Trematosphaeriaceae. Bases 7 to 624 code for a protein of 205 amino acids. The transcript is spliced from 4 exons. Gene Ontology annotation, biological process: mitochondrial respiratory chain complex I assembly.
CCCGCCAUGGCCGACGAACACGAGACCUUCCACCCGCGAGACACGCUCGCGAACACGGCGAGCACGACGCUCAAGCUCACGGCCUGCGGUGCCAUCUUUGCCGGCGUGCAGAACACGCUGCGGAAGCAGAAUGUCGGAGCCAUGGGCAUCUUCACCCGGUCGGGAGGCAUAAUCGCCCUUUAUGCCGGCGUGGGCGCAACCUACCAGUUCACCAAGGACGCGACCUCCAACCUACGGCAAAAGGACGACUGCUACAGCGAGGCACUUGCGGGCUUCGUGGGCGGUGCAACACUCGGUGUGGCCAAGCGAAGUAUACCCUACAUGCUGGGUGCCGGCGCUUGCUUUGGCACCGCUAUGGCAGCAUUCAGAUACACCAACGGGCUGAGUGGUUUCCGGCAAAUCGAGACGGACGAGGAUGAAGUAGAACGGAAAGAGAUGCUGAGGAAGAUGCGGAGGCGGCCGCUGCAGGAGACCAUCGAACAGCUGGGCGAAGGCCGAGGCAUCUAUGCUCCCGGCUACGAAGAGCGGAGGCGUGAGCGGUUACUAGCGAAGUACGGCAUUGACGUAGCGGCAGCGCAAGAGACGUUUAAGAAGGAUAAUGUGGAUCCGACGGUGAGCCUCUGAGCCAUGUGAGCUCGUGUGUAUAUAUCAAUCAGAGCCCGCUCGCUGGCACGGCGACCUUUCCUUGCUGAAUUGGUCUUAUUGUAUUCCUACAUGUCUCCUGCGUACGACAUCUGGCUGGCCUCUUCAUAACAGACCCAGGUAUGGCCGACAAGACUCCCAUGUCGAGCCGAUCUCAAUUCUCUCCAAACGCCUACCUGAGUGCAUUACCCGCGUGACCUGCCCAUAGGAUUCGAAGGAUGACAGCUGGGAAGUUGAGCUGGAUGUCAAGGGAAGCAUGCAACAGUGUUCCGUU